This is a messenger RNA of Oryza brachyantha (malo sina), 1389 nucleotides long. RefSeq names its product serine/threonine-protein phosphatase PP2A-1 catalytic subunit. Gene Ontology annotation, molecular function: protein serine/threonine phosphatase activity. The transcript is spliced from 6 exons. Gene Ontology annotation, biological process: mitotic cell cycle; peptidyl-serine dephosphorylation. Gene Ontology annotation, cellular component: cytosol. The record is from RefSeq and is a predicted model, not a curated record. Bases 212 to 1132 code for a protein of 306 amino acids. NCBI's taxonomy places the organism in Eukaryota, Viridiplantae, Streptophyta, Magnoliopsida, Poales, Poaceae.
CCCAAAAAUACACAUACGCACACACGCACGAAGCAAACCACGCGGUCGCGGCGAGAGGGGAGGGGGGAGAGAGAUGGAGGCAUGAGCACCUCCUGCGCAGCCACCGCCUCCGCCGAUCCCCUGGAAACCCUAGCGGCCGGGGCCCCCACCUCCCCCGCGGCGGGCUCGCCGGGACCGUGGUGAGGAGGCGGCGGCUUUGCGGGUGACGACGAUGCCGUCGCACGCGGAUCUGGACCGGCAGAUCUCGCAGCUGCGGGAGUGCAAGUUCCUGGCGGAGGCGGAGGUCAAGACGCUGUGCGAGCAGGCGAAGGCGAUCCUCAUGGAGGAGUGGAACGUGCAGCCCGUGCGGUGCCCCGUCACCGUCUGCGGCGACAUCCACGGCCAGUUCUACGACCUCAUCGAGCUCUUCCGCAUCGGCGGGGACUCCCCUGACACCAACUACCUCUUCAUGGGCGACUACGUCGACCGUGGCUACUAUUCAGUGGAGACUGUUACAUUAUUAGUGGCUCUUAAAGUUCGUUAUAGAGACAGAAUCACAAUAUUGAGAGGAAAUCAUGAGAGCAGACAAAUCACCCAAGUGUACGGCUUCUAUGAUGAAUGCUUACGAAAGUAUGGAAAUGCAAAUGUUUGGAAGUACUUCACGGACUUGUUUGAUUAUUUGCCUCUUACAGCUCUUGUAGAGAACCAGGUCUUUUGCCUCCAUGGCGGUCUCUCGCCAUCAUUGGAUACAUUGGAUAACAUUCGUGCUCUCGAUCGCAUACAAGAGGUCCCUCAUGAAGGACCCAUGUGUGAUCUUUUGUGGUCUGACCCAGACGAUCGAUGUGGGUGGGGAAUUUCACCAAGGGGGGCAGGAUACACAUUUGGGCAAGAUAUUGCACAACAAUUCAACCAUACAAAUGGCCUUAGCCUUAUUUCAAGGGCCCAUCAACUUGUGAUGGAAGGGUUCAAUUGGUGCCAGGACAAGAACGUUGUCACGGUGUUCAGCGCCCCAAAUUACUGUUACCGUUGUGGUAACAUGGCAGCAAUUCUAGAAAUCGGGGAGAACAUGGAUCAGAACUUUCUGCAGUUCGAUCCAGCCCCGCGGCAAAUAGAGCCAGACACAACACGCAAGACCCCCGACUACUUUUUGUAAUCUUUUUUAACUUCUGCUGUUGAUGUUCCUCUCUGCUGCGUCUGGUUUAUGUAGAUCUUCGUCCUUAGAAAAUGGGUUCUCUCCUCGAGCCAGGCUGUACCUCAUUCUUUUUGUUUGGAGAUUUUGUUGCAGCUCCUCAGAACUUCCAUAGAACAUGUUAAGACGUACAUGGCGUUCUUUUUCUUUUUUCUGUACUCCCAUUUUGUAUUAUUGAGACAGAGAGAUGUGAAGCUGCAAUAGAAUUAUCUCGUGACAUA